GGUGCUGCAGGAAUGACAAGGACAAGUUAUGCUAGCUACGGUGGGAUGUAUUCCUGGGAAAUGGAGUUCUUUCAAGGGAUGCGUAGUAAAAGAGCUAACCAGAAUCAGAAAAUAUGUCAUUGCAAAUGAUCACAGUCAGGAAUAACAUAGCCUUACUUCAACCAGGCUUCUCACUGAUGAAUUUUGAUGGGCAGAUUUUCUUCUUUGGUCAGAAAGGCUGGCCCAAGAGAUCCUGCCCCACUGGAGUUUUCCAUUUUGAUGUAAAGCAGAACCAUCUCAAACUAAAGCCUGCAGUUUUCUCUAAGGAUUCCUGCUACCUUCCUCCUCUUCGUUACCCUGCCACUUGCACAUUCAGAGGCAGCCCCGGGUCUGAAAAACAACAAUAUAUCAUCCACGGUGGGAAAACACCAAACAAUGAGCUUUCAGAUAAAAUUUAUGUCAUGUCUGUCGUUUGCAAAAACAACAAAAAAGUUACUUUUCGCUGCACAGAGAAAGAUUUGGUGGGAGAUAUUCCAGAAGCCAGAUACGGUCAUUCCCUUGAUGUGGUAUACAGCCGAGGAAAAAGUAUGGGUGUUCUCUUUGGAGGUCGGUCAUACAUACCUUCUAAUCAAAGAACCACGGAAAGGUGGAACAGUGUAGAUGAUUGCCUGCCCCAUGUUUUUUUGGUGGAUUUUGAAUUUGGAUGUGCUACAUCAUACAUUCUUCCAGAACUUCAGGAUGGACUAUCAUUCCAUGUUUCCAUAGCCAGGAAUGAUACCAUUUACAUUUUAGGAGGACAUUCGCUUGCCAACAACAUCCGCCCUGCCAAUCUGUACAGAAUCAAGAUUGACCUGCCCCUGGGUAGUCCAGCUGUGAAUUGCACCGUCUUGCCAGGAGGAAUUUCUGUAUCCAGUGCAAUCCUGUCUCAAACUGGCAAUGAUGAAUUUGUUAUUGUUGGUGGCUAUCAGCUUGAAAAUCAAAAAAGAAUGGUUUGCAACACGGUCUCUUUAGAUGAUAAUAAGAUAGAAAUUCGUGAGAUGGAAACCCCAGAUUGGACGCCAGACAUUAAACACAGCAAGAUAUGGUUUGGGAGCGACAUGGGAAAUGGAUCUAUUUUCCUUGGCAUACCAGGAGACAAUAAGCAGGCUGUUUCGGAAGCAUUUUACUUCUACAUGCUAAAAUGCACUGAAGAUGAUGUGAAUGAAGAUCAGAGAAUUUUCACAGGCACUCAGCCAUCAACAGAAGAUCCAGGGGACUCAACUCCCUUCGAGGACUCUGAAGAAUUCUGCUUCAGUGCAGAGGCAACUAGUUUUGAUGGAGACGAUGAAUUUGACACUUACAAUGAAGAUGAUGAAGAGGAUGAAUCUGAAACAGGCUACUGGAUUACCUGCUGCCCUACGUGUGAUGUGAACAUUAACACUUGGGUACCAUUCUAUUCAACUGAGCUCAACAAGCCUGCGAUGAUUUACUGUUCUCAUAGAGAUGGGCACUGGGUCCAUGCCCAGUGCAUGGACCUGCCAGAGCGUACCCUCAUCCAUCUGUCAGAAGGAAGCAACAAAUAUUAUUGCAAUGAGCACGUGGAGAUAGCAAGAGCGCUACAAACUCCCAAAAGAACAGUACCCUUAAAAAAGCCCCCAAUGAAAUCCCUCCACAAAAAAGGUUCUGGGAAAAUCUUAACUCCUGCCAAGAAAUCUUUCCUUAGAAGAUUAUUUGACUAA
Messenger RNA from Ochotona princeps (American pika), 1697 nucleotides. RefSeq names its product recombination activating 2 (gene RAG2). Bases 114 to 1697 code for a protein of 527 amino acids. Gene Ontology annotation, biological process: V(D)J recombination. Lineage: Eukaryota; Metazoa; Chordata; Mammalia; Lagomorpha; Ochotonidae. Gene Ontology annotation, molecular function: protein binding; sequence-specific DNA binding. The transcript is spliced from 2 exons. The record is from RefSeq and is a predicted model, not a curated record. Gene Ontology annotation, cellular component: nucleus; DNA recombinase complex.